AACAGGGUCUGUCAUUUCAAGCAGGGUCUCUGUCUCCUUCAGCUUCCUUCAUGUUUCAUCUUUAGCUUACACAGACACACACAUAUACAAACACUUAUAUAUUUGACAUAUAUAUACUGAGUUAAUUUGCGUGGUGGUGUCUGCUCGAGAUUUAAUUAAACAUGGCUGUUGUUGUGUCUAAUGCCAAUGCUCCGGCCUUUGAGGCCAAGAUGACUGUCUAUGUAUUCAUCUGCGUUAUGAUUGCCGCUGUCGGCGGUUUGAUCUUCGGUUACGACAUCGGAAUUUCCGGUGGAGUAAGUGCAAUGGACGAUUUCCUGAAGGAAUUUUUCCCAGCGGUGUGGGAGAGGAAGAAGCACGUACACGAGAACAACUACUGCAAGUACGAUAACCAGUUCUUGCAACUGUUCACCUCGUCUCUUUACCUAGCUGCACUCGUGGCCAGUUUCGUCGCGUCCGCCACCUGUUCUAAACUUGGACGCAGGCCGACGAUGCAGUUUGCUUCUAUCUUCUUCUUGAUUGGUGUCGGUCUCACUGCAGGAGCCGUUAACCUCGUCAUGUUGAUCAUUGGAAGACUCUUUCUUGGCUUUGGUGUUGGAUUUGGCAAUCAGGCAGUGCCUCUUUUCCUGUCUGAGAUUGCUCCAGCACAGCUCCGAGGAGGUCUCAACAUUGUAUUCCAACUCAUGGUUACAAUCGGAAUCCUAAUUGCCAACAUUGUCAACUACUUCACUGCCACGGUUCACCCUUACGGAUGGAGGAUUGCUCUCGGUGGAGCUGGAAUUCCCGCUGUUAUCCUCCUCUUCGGUUCACUACUUAUCAUUGAGACUCCCACAAGUCUCAUCGAGCGCAACAAGAACGAAGAAGGAAAAGAAGCCCUAAGGAAGAUCAGAGGAGUUGAUGAUAUCAAUGACGAGUAUGAGUCUAUCGUCCAUGCAUGUGACAUCGCGAGUCAAGUCAAGGACCCUUACAGGAAACUGUUGAAGCCCGCGAGUCGCCCACCGUUCAUCAUCGGAAUGCUUCUCCAGCUUUUCCAACAAUUUACCGGAAUCAAUGCGAUUAUGUUCUAUGCGCCGGUCUUAUUCCAAACUGUUGGGUUCGGAAGCGACGCAGCCCUUCUCUCUGCGGUUAUCACCGGAUCGAUCAAUGUUCUCGCCACGUUCGUUGGGAUUUACCUCGUUGACAGAACCGGCAGGAGGUUCCUUCUUCUCCAAUCUUCCGUUCACAUGCUCAUCUGCCAGUUGAUCAUUGGAAUCAUCCUAGCAAAGGACUUGGGCGUAACGGGAACACUCGGGAGGCCACAAGCCCUAGUAGUGGUGAUCUUUGUGUGCGUUUACGUGAUGGGAUUUGCAUGGUCAUGGGGACCUUUGGGAUGGCUAAUUCCUAGCGAGACGUUUCCUCUAGAAACACGUAGCGCAGGAUUCGCUGUUGCAGUCUCAUGCAACAUGUUCUUCACUUUUGUAAUCGCUCAAGCCUUCCUAUCGAUGCUUUGCGGGAUGAGAUCUGGAAUAUUCUUCUUCUUCAGCGGUUGGAUCAUUGUGAUGGGACUGUUUGCGUUUUUCUUCAUACCAGAGACAAAAGGAAUCGCCAUUGAUGACAUGAGGGAGAGUGUGUGGAAGCCACAUUGGUUCUGGAAAAGGUAUAUGCUUCCAGAGGACGACCACCAUGACAUAGAGAAGAGAAAUGCUUGAAAACACGAGUCUGUUGAUUUGUGUCUUUUUCCCCUGUUUCUGUUUUUUUUUUUUUUUUUUGGGGGGGUAUUCUUUGAUUCUUUCGCACUUCUUUUGUUUCGUGGGAACGAAUAGUUCAAUAAGACCAACUUGUUGAUUCAGGUUAGGUAUUAUCAAUUAAAUUCCAUGGAAACAAAGUUUUUGAAAAUCACAUUCCUGA
Messenger RNA from Arabidopsis thaliana (thale cress), 1884 nucleotides. RefSeq names its product sugar transporter 6 (gene STP6). Gene Ontology annotation, cellular component: membrane. Gene Ontology annotation, biological process: monosaccharide transmembrane transport; transmembrane transport. The transcript is spliced from 3 exons. Gene Ontology annotation, molecular function: transmembrane transporter activity; carbohydrate transmembrane transporter activity; monosaccharide transmembrane transporter activity. NCBI's taxonomy places the organism in Eukaryota, Viridiplantae, Streptophyta, Magnoliopsida, Brassicales, Brassicaceae. Bases 162 to 1685 code for a protein of 507 amino acids. The record is from RefSeq and is marked reviewed.